Molecule: messenger RNA, 1995 nt
Organism: Centropristis striata (black sea bass)
Lineage: Eukaryota; Metazoa; Chordata; Actinopteri; Perciformes; Serranidae
Product: dysbindin-like
Exons: 4
Coding region: 150-749 (199 amino acids)
Biological process (GO): negative regulation of protein kinase activity
Cellular component (GO): cytoplasm
Source: RefSeq, a predicted model, not a curated record
CAGCAGUGUGGCAGGCAGCCGCCCCGGCAGCAUCAGUCACCUUGGAGCAGUCCCAGCGAGCAGAGGAGGUGGGAGAUGAUCGGCAUCCUCUCCGCUCAACUCUCAUUCACAUCAUCUCUGAUUGAUUAUCUCCACGACUCUCCGGCAACAUGAGCUCCUCAUCAGCCAACCUUCACAGCAAACGCCUGCCCUCGGAAACCGAGCGUGGCCAGAGGCUCCCAGAUGUGGAUGCAGCACAGCAGCUCAAGUUGAGGGAGAGACAGCGUUUCUUUGAGGAGGUCUUCCAGCAUGAUGUGGACGUCUACUUAUCCUCUGCGCACCUGUGUAUCCGAGACUAUAAGAGACCUCCAAUUGGCAGCAUCUCAUCCAUGGAGGUGAACGUGGACUUGCUGGACCAGAUGGAGCUGAUUGACAUUUCUGAUCAGGAGGCCUUGGAUGUCUUCUUCAGUUCUGGAGGAGAAGAGGGUGUGCUGACCUCCCCGCUGCCAGCUCAAGGAAACAACAACAACGAGGAAGUCAUCAGUAAUGGACUCUUUCAACAUGUCCUCGAGGGUCUUGAUGCCAAGUCACGCAUGUCCUCCACAUCUUCAAACUCCUCCUCUGACAGCCAGGCCACCAACGCCAACGGAGGAGACACUCCUGUGUUCAGGUCAGACGACGAGGAGACACACACCAGCACGGUCAAGCGAAGACCAGCUCCUCCGGAGAAGGAGAUGAAGAAAAGUCAGACUCCAUCAACUUCUUCAUAGGAUGCACCCUCUCCUCAAUAGAUCGUCCACCUGCAGCACGGGAGUUGACACCUCGGCCAAGGGUGAAAGGUGGACUUUGUGAUGGGAACUAUUGAAAAAGACCUCUCAGCUGCGACUGUCGUCCACACACUGGCUCUUAUCACUGCUUUCAACCUUUCCUUUGAUUUCUCAGUUGUAGGUUGGGUUGUGUGUAUGUUUUUGAGGUGGGGACCAUGAACUGUAAAUAUGGAGAUUUUCCUCUUAAUUCUCACCUGUUUCCUUUCAUAUUUUGGCAUGUUUUGACCGACAAGAUUUGUGAUGAAUUUUGUACAGUAUUAACAAAACCCAAUGUAUUAAAGCAGGGACUGGAAUAAUAACAAAAUUGGAUUACUUGAGGUCAAAUCAGAAUAUUAGAAUAGAAAAGUUCAUACAUAAAUGUGCUGUUUUUGAAAGCAAUACAUUGUCCUGCCAAUGCAGAUUCUCUGUUUUCUAGCUCCAAUUUUAAAUGAAUCUCUAACAAGAUUUUUUUUUGUUUUAACAAUAAAGUAAGAAAGGAAAAUGUAUUCAUGUGUUUCUAAAAACCAACAGACCUCUUAUCUGUUAUUCCAAGACACUUUGAAGAUCGUAAAUAUGUGCUUAGUUGCUUCCUGGGGACAGUACAAACAGAACCUGAAGGGCAGCGUCAUAAAAAGCAAAAAAAACGCAAAAAAACAAAAAAAUCACAUGACGAGACCAUGACAUGUAAGGUAUGUUGAGGCACAUAAAUCAAGUGUAGAAACAUGGGAAGCCAUUACUGACUCACAAUCUUGUAAAGAUAGACGCUUGUUUAGCAAACACUGCAUAAUUUGUCCCAGUGACUAUAAGGCAGUUCAAGUGCAAGCUUUCUUUAGGUCUGAAUGAAACCUCAUAAGCAAAGAGUGAAGUGUCUACGGUUAUAGAGUGACACACAUACACACACCGCAACCUGUGAUUAUUGCAUACAGUGUAUGGGUGUGUAAAGAAGAGAGGGGAGGGUCUCGUCUUCCUUUGCUCAGACAUAAAUAAAGAAAAACCUUCCUCGAACACUCGGGACUGGAUGAACUUAACCAACAUCAUGCUCAGCUUCGUCCUCCUGGUAUGUAGCAACACUGACUUUAAAUCUUUUAGCGCUAUUACUUCAUUUGAUAGAUGCACAUUUUUUAUUAAAUUCUGUUUUCCAAACUUGUUAAAACCCAGCUACUUGCUGGUGGGUAGUGUUAGGGUUAGGGUUUGGCAAACACGACAUAAC